CGUCAUUAGCCAUAUCUGCGGCGACUACCUUCCCGCUGGUGUUUUGUAACCCUUCCAAUUUUCAAAGCACCUUCUGAGGCCUGCGCUUUGAAGCCAUAGCUUGCUUCGAUAUGGAGACACCAGCGCCCAAAGCGAGCGGUCCCCACACUGCUGAGAGCGGUCCCUUGAGGAAUACUGGAGUUGCGGCUCCACCAAAACCUUCGUCGGCUGGAACGAGUAUGCCCUGCCCUGAUCCAUCAGCGCAUCAUACGAAGAACAGCGCAUUGCAAAACCAGGCGUCGGCUGCUGCGCUGUACAGUAGCAGUCACAGUCACGGCCCCAUCAAGGGAAGCGAAGCACGAAGCGUGAACCCGCUUGGACCGGAUGGAAAGCUCUCGUCAUCGAGCGCUGCUACCAGCCUCAAGUACGCAAAGGCCCACGAUCUGCCUAGCUUUCCCGUAGUAGGGAUUGAUACCAAAUCCUCGGCUGGAACUGCAGCCCUUCUUGCGGACCAGAACAAGAAAAGUCCAGAGUGGUGGAAACCCGAGCAAUCCGCUGCAGCCGGCAAGGCUGCGUUGCUAGCAAACGGUUACAAGAUGGCGCCCAUGUGGCAGCCUGAGGCCAGCGCCGCAGGCUCCAAAGCAGCUUUGCUCGCUCAUAGGGAUGGGGGGAAACUGAACCUGUGGGCCCCUGAAGCAAGCGCUGACGGCAAUUCUGCGGCGAACAUCGCCAUGCGCAAGAAUUAUUUGGGCCCAGAGGUCGACUAUGGUUAUACUGAUCAGGGCCGGAAGAACGCCUUCACUGCAGCGACAGGGGCUCACUCUGCCUCAGGACGCAAGCGCGCUCAGUCGAAUCCAGCGCGGGCAGAGCUGUACCCCGACUCCAGGAACUCCGCCAGGAAUGCGCUGAGCGCUGCUACACUUGCUCACAGCCCGUCUUUGCGAGCAAAACCACAAGUAACUUCUAUAACUGACUCCAAUCGACUCGGUUCGGGCGCAAUGCAGGCAGCACGCAUUCAACACGCUAAGAGCAUAUCGAGAGACAUGUACACUAGCACUCCGCCAGUGGCUCUUGAGAUUGAUGAAAAGAAGCACAACGAUGCCCUUCGAGCUUCUGCAAUCUCCAUGGCCAAGAAGAUAUACGAUGUGCAAAAGCAAAAGCAAAAUAUCGAUGGAGCAGCUGGCCAGUCAGCCGCCCGUACAGGAGCUACUGCAGCACAUGGCCAGAAACCUGCUACUGGCGAAGGCGACAUUAAACAACAAGCCAUGCGCUACAUCGGCAUCCAAGAAGCAGCUCAAAAACUCGCCCAAGAAAGAUUGGCCAAGAUUGGCUACGACGAAAAUGCCGCUUACCGCAGUUACUACGGAUAUGAGCAGCCGACUCGCUCGAAACUCUCCAUGCGCCGUGGACGAAAUCGCGCUCAUAGUGCCUCCGAAACUGCCGCACCCGAUGAUUCAGACUCUGAUGAGGAUGACUUUCGAUCAAGGCGGAUUCGCUCGCAAAUGGAGCAACUCAAUCAGAAAGUAGUAGAUCUCGACGCAAAGAAGCGCAACGACGAUCGUAAAAGCCUUCUUGCUGCAGCACAACGUAAAGUGCAAGCACAAAUGCAGGCACAGGAUAAGAAGAUAUUUGACGAAACUGGCAAGAUGUCACCAGGAAUGGUCAAUGAGUGGGACGAGAAAGCUCGCCAGCGUGCGCUGGCUAAUUCGGAGACUCGCAUGGAGAACCAUGGCAAGGUUCACAUCGGCAAUGGCAAAUGGAUGGACCAGGCCGAUAUUGAUGCAAUUGCUCAAGCCAGGAUCCAGCCGACGUUGGACGAGAUCACGGAGAAGACGGAGAAGCGCCUGGCUGAGGAUGAGAGACGAAGGGGAGAAGAAGAAGGGAGAAGACUAGAUCUAGAGGAGAAGAAGCGUCGCGAAAGGGUUGAGAAGGAGCGCGCCGCGGAGAUUAAAGCUGAGGAGAAGCAAGUGCGGGAUGAAGAGAAGAGAAUUGCAAAGGCCCGGGCUGUAGAAGACAAGACAGCUGCAAGACAGGAAAAAGAAGUGGAAAGGGUGAAGAGAGCAGAGGAGGAACGCCUGGCCAAGGAAGAGAAGCAUAAAUCGAAAGAAGUCCCACGAGCAGUCCCGGCCGCCGAAGGAGCUGCGGAUCCAACACAGAAUAACGACGAUUUGUACCAAGAUCCAGCAUCUGCUACGUAUAUUCAACAUGUAGCCGAGCACGAGUCUUCUGACCCUACGUCGCCAACUUCCCAAGGCUCCUCGAAGGGGCUCAAGUCCCUGCUGAACAAGCUGAAGCGCCGUUCCAGGCCCUCAGAUGCCGAUGACAAGAGCAAAGAGAAAGAGACGGGCUUUCUUGGGGGUGCUGCUCUUCGCUCUUCCACGUCACAACCCCAGUCGUCUUCGAACACCAUUCCAACACCACAUCAGGAGACGACCGAAGGACACCGCCCGACCAAUCUAGGUGACGUCGAGCCCCCGGUUGUACCCCAUCAGGAUGAGGACCGCUAUUCAGACGUAUCUUCCCUAUCAAGCGAUUAUGACGAAGCCACCGCAAUCCGAGGACGCUCCGCAGAACGCAUUGCCAGCGGAGCGACUGCGACAUCUGACGGAGGAGACUUCGAGGAGGCGAAGGAUCACUUUGACGAAGAUUUGGCACCUCCGCCCGCGUUCAGCUCUGAAGCAGAUAAAGCAAGAAAGGGAGGGAGCCCAAACCGCGACUCGAAGUUCCAUGAGGUGGGAAUCUGAAUUUCUUCGCACGAAUAUUGGUAAUGAGGUUGACGGGGAUACGAGAUGGAUGAAACUUUGGAUUUGUUACGACUGUUCAUCCUCGUGACUUUCUGUUGGCCUGAGUUAGCUACCGUGUAUGUACAUGUAUUCUAUAAAGUUUGCUUUCUCACUGCUUGAUUGUCAUUUGGGUAUAGGAGGAGGUGAUAUAUGCGCUUGAGCUGACAAGCAAAUGUUUUAUAUGAUUUUCCUCAAUGCUGUGACCACUUUCCAAGUGUUCAGAGCACAGUUCGCGGUGGGUGUUUUCUUCUGAGAGAACUCAGUAAUAGAGACGUAUAUACGAUCAGUGCAGUAGGCGGAUUCUUUCUCCCACAUACUACCUGCUACGACUACAGGAGUAGGAUGGAAGGCAAACACGCAAAGCAAAACCUGAUAACAAAUGUAUAUCGACUACAAUGAACGCUAUAACACCC
This is a messenger RNA of Cucurbitaria berberidis CBS 394.84, 3175 nucleotides long. RefSeq lists its product as uncharacterized. The transcript is spliced from 3 exons. Gene Ontology annotation, biological process: eisosome assembly. NCBI's taxonomy places the organism in Eukaryota, Fungi, Ascomycota, Dothideomycetes, Pleosporales, Cucurbitariaceae. The coding region runs from base 111 to 2723 and encodes 870 amino acids. The record is from RefSeq and is a predicted model, not a curated record.